Molecule: messenger RNA, 912 nt
Organism: Metarhizium acridum CQMa 102
Lineage: Eukaryota; Fungi; Ascomycota; Sordariomycetes; Hypocreales; Clavicipitaceae
Source: RefSeq, a predicted model, not a curated record
AUGGCUAGUUUCUCACGGGGCAUCGCCCUGCUCCCUCUCCCGCUCCGAGCUCUCCCACGCCCGGCACACCCCGUCGGACCGUUGCGAUUCUUCACAACCUCCCCCCUCCGACUACGAGCACCGCCAUCGGCCUCCCCGUCUGUAAAAGUAGAAAAGAAACUACCGUCUAAACCUUCUCCCCCCAGAGGGAGCCCGACAACCGCCGCACCCUCCCGAUACGCAUUCAUCAAGAGCCUCUCGUCGAAGCAAACCCCCACGGUGCUGUACGAAGCUCCCUCCCACUUCUGGUUCUACUUUGGCUGCUGGUCCAGCGGCAUCUCCAUCCUCGCAUGGACGGCGCUCACGGGGCCGACGGUCGUCAAGCAGCCCGACGGCACGCCGCAGUGGGUAGGCUACGUGUUUGGCGCCUCGUACGUGCUCCUCGGCGCCAUGGGGUUCUACCUGCUCUCCAAGACGCCCAACAUCGUCAGCACGAUACGCGUAUUGCCGCCGGCCGUCUCUGCUGCCGGGGCCGCACACCCGCGGCUCGAGGUCACGGUGAAGCGCAUGCUGCCCGUCCUCAAGCCUAGGGCCAUCACCGCCUCCCUCGAAAACGUGUGCCUAAAGUCGAGAUUCUCCCUGCCGGAGGAAUACGUCCCCCAGUUGAAGCGGCUGGAGCUGAAGAUGAGGGAGGAGGAGCAGCGCCAGGCACUGCGCAAGUUUGACAUGGAGCAUCUCUUGACCAUGCCGUUCCGGAGGCUGGGCAGGGCGUUUGCCAACAUGUUUCGCGGGGUCAGGAGCGCGUGGACGGACAUGGGAUUUGGGGUUUUGAGGGUCGACGGGAAGGAGUACAAGGUUGAUGUCACAAAGGGGUUUGCGCACGAUGGGUUCAAGACACUGGAGCAGAUUGUGGCCGUGGGAUAUACAAAAUAG